AAAAGAUUCUGAUGUGAAUGGUAGCUGUCAAAUGGUUAUCAGCAAUAGCUUGAACGCGGGCUUUUAACGUCCCUGUGGCUUGGUCUUGAAGAAAGAAAAAAAAAUAUUUUUUUCCUCUCAUUUGUAGUGGAAAAAAGGAUCAGCUAUUAAAAAAAAAAAAUUGUUUUAAGUUUCCUCCUCUUUCUCUUUUUGUUCUUUUACCUCUUACAUCACUACUACAAUGGAAAACUCUGAAGGCAGACUCGUUGAUAUCUACAUUCCUCGCAAGUGUUCUGCCACCAAUCGUUUGAUUGUUGCCCACGAUCACGCUUCUAUCCAAUUGAACGUUGCUGAUGUCGAUGCUGAAGGUCGUGCCACCAACUCUUUCUCCACCUAUGCUCUCUGUGGUUUCGUUCGCAAGGAAGCCGAAGCUGAUGACUCUAUCAACCGUCUCGCCACUCAAGAUGGUUACUUGAAGAACGUCUGGUCUUACCAACAAUAGAUUUAGUUAGUCAAUCAUAUUUUAUUGCUUUCCAUUUCUUCAUAUCUUCUUUUCUUAUUAUUAUUGUGAAUUACAUAAAUAAAAGUAUAUAGUGCAUCAACAAAAA
Messenger RNA from Halteromyces radiatus, 587 nucleotides. RefSeq names its product 30S ribosomal protein S21e. The record is from RefSeq and is a predicted model, not a curated record. The transcript is spliced from 2 exons. Gene Ontology annotation, cellular component: cytosolic small ribosomal subunit; ribosome. Gene Ontology annotation, molecular function: structural constituent of ribosome. The coding region runs from base 221 to 481 and encodes 86 amino acids. Lineage: Eukaryota; Fungi; Mucoromycota; Mucoromycetes; Mucorales; Cunninghamellaceae. Gene Ontology annotation, biological process: endonucleolytic cleavage in ITS1 to separate SSU-rRNA from 5.8S rRNA and LSU-rRNA from tricistronic rRNA transcript (SSU-rRNA, 5.8S rRNA, LSU-rRNA); translation; endonucleolytic cleavage to generate mature 3'-end of SSU-rRNA from (SSU-rRNA, 5.8S rRNA, LSU-rRNA).